CGCCAAUGAUGAAUGACGUCAAGAAAGAGCAAACGGUAUCGUUUAUGUUAGGAGUUCGGACAUUUUGUGGUCAAUUAUCAACUGCUUCGGUGGUCGUUACAAUUAGACAAAAUAAAAAGUACCAAAUAAGCUCCAAUAUCCAUCCACAACCAGAAAAAAUAUGAAGAAAGCAAUAAAAAGCAAAGAUAAAACCAAAUACUUGGUUGAGAAACUUUCUUUGGUUUGGUAAUUCUAAGCAAAGAAAACAACACCCUUCUUCUUAAACAGAGAAAACUGAGCAGGGCAAUGGUUUCACUAUGCUUGAAUUCAUUGCCACUGCCACCUUCUUCAUACCCCAAAAAGCUUACUGAAACUUCCUUGUCAUCCUCUUCUUUCAGUAAUGGUAGUAUAGGAACAGCCUUGAAGCCCAUUGUUGUCAGUGGAAAUCCUCCCACUUUUGUUUCUGCUCCGGGUCGCCGUAUUAUAGCAGUUGGAGAUCUUCAUGGAGACCUUGACCAAGCAAGAUGUGCACUUGAGAUGGCUGGUGUCUUGAGUUCUGAUGGUGAAGACAUAUGGACGGGAGAAGAUGCGGUAUUGAUUCAGCUUGGAGAUGUACUUGAUCGAGGAGAAGAUGAAAUAGCCAUUUUAUCCUUGUUGAGAUCAUUAGAUAUACAAGCAAAGGCUAAAGGUGGAGCUGUUUUCCAGGUCAAUGGAAAUCAUGAGACAAUAAAUGUGGAAGGGGAUUUUAGAUAUGUAGAAUCCGGCGCUUUUGACGAGUGUGCUAAUUUCCUCGAAUACUUGAAUGACUACGAACAUGACUGGGAGGAAGCAUUUGUCCGUUGGUGUAGCAUGUCUAAGAGGUGGAAAGAUGAAAGGAGAAUUUCUAGAAACAAUUGGGGCUCUUGGAAUCUAGUAAAGAGACAAAAGGGGGUGACUGCCAGAUCGGUUCUGUUUAGACCGGGUGGUCCACUUGCGUGUGAGUUGGCACGACAUGCCGUAGUUCUUAAGGUUAAUGACUGGAUCUUCUGUCAUGGUGGCCUCCUUCCUCACCAUGUUGCUUAUGGCAUACAGAGGAUGAACAUGGAAGUAUCUCAAUGGAUGAAAGGUCUCAUCGGGGAGGAUAGUAGUCCUCACAUGCCCUUCAUAGCCACCAAAGGCUAUGAUAGUGUUGUUUGGAACCGCUUAUACUCUAGAGAUGUUUCAGACUUAGAGGAUUAUCAGAUUAACCAGAUAAAUGAUAUUGUUGAAGAGACACUGCAAGCAGUAGGAGCUAAGGCAAUGGUGGUAGGACACACGCCUCAAUACUCCGGGGCAAAUUGUGAGUACAAUUGCAGCAUAUGGCGGGUUGAUGUGGGAAUGUCCAGUGGAGUUCUAAAUUCAAGACCAGAGGUUCUAGAAAUAAGAGAUGAUAAAACGAGGGUAAUAAGGAGCAAAAAGGACACGUUCAGGAAGCAUCAGAUUGUUGACUAUAUAUAGCUAGCUACAGGAAGUAAAUAAUCAGGAUUCUUUAUAACUUCCUUGAAUCAUCAUCAUCCAUCUAUCCAUCCGUCUGCAGCAUAGUUUGCUCUGUAAGAAUUAUGUUCAACAACAACAAAAAAACAAAGAUAAUUUUUGUAAAUCAACAGACAGAGGAAGGUGCCAAGUACUCUCUUCAAAUCAUGCUGGGAAGCUGAAGUUGAUUCUGGAACCUGGCUUUAAUGUCUAAUCAUUUUUUGAGUGAUUAUUUGAUUUUGAGUGAGACAGUAUACAAGCAAUAUUUCUUUCUGAUUGUUCUU
This is a messenger RNA of Durio zibethinus, 1754 nucleotides long. It is a transcript of the gene SLP1, whose product is annotated as Calcineurin-like metallo-phosphoesterase superfamily protein. Lineage: Eukaryota; Viridiplantae; Streptophyta; Magnoliopsida; Malvales; Malvaceae. The record is from RefSeq and is a predicted model, not a curated record. Gene Ontology annotation, molecular function: hydrolase activity.